Molecule: messenger RNA, 1694 nt
Organism: Ananas comosus (pineapple)
Lineage: Eukaryota; Viridiplantae; Streptophyta; Magnoliopsida; Poales; Bromeliaceae
Product: myb family transcription factor PHL12-like
Exons: 6
Coding region: 287-1399 (370 amino acids)
Molecular function (GO): DNA binding; DNA-binding transcription factor activity
Source: RefSeq, a predicted model, not a curated record
CUAGCUUUAUUUUUCCACAUACUUAGAAUAACAUCUCCCACUUUUUCCAAUAUAAUUAAGGUUGAGAUAUAGGAGAGGAGAGAAUAGAGAUCAAGGUGAGAAUUAAUUAGAAGGAGAGAGAGAGAGAGAGAGAGAGAGAGAGAGAGAGGUGAGGUCUUAGUUUCUCUCCAAAAACAAGGGAACCCUAUUCCUCCAUUUGUGUUGAGCUUUUAUUCUUGAAUAUAUCUCUUUAAUUCCAAUUCCAAAGAUCAAGGAGAGGUAGAGAAUUAGAGAGAGAGAGAGAGGAAUGUUCCCUACCAAGAAGCCAACUAUGAAUAGCUCACAUGAAAGGUCCAUGGGUGUGCAAGGGGAUUCAGGCCUUGUUCUCACUACCGAUCCAAAGCCGCGGCUUCGAUGGACGGUCGAGCUUCACGAUCGCUUUGUCGAUGCCGUCGCUCAGCUCGGAGGACCCGACAAGGCCACUCCAAAAACUAUCAUGAGAGUUAUGGGUGUUAAGGGUCUCACUCUCUACCACCUUAAGAGCCACCUUCAGAAAUUUAGGUUAGGGAAGCAGCCACACAAAGAAUUUGCUGAACACUCCAUUAAGGAUGCUGCAACACAAGAGCUCCAAAGAAAUGCAGCCUCUUCAUCGAGCAUAAUGGGCCGCAAUACGAACAGCAGGAACUUGCAUACUAAUAAUGAUGCACUGAGGAUGCAGAUGGAAGUCCAAAGAAGAUUGCAUGAGCAAGUAGAGGUUCAAAAGCACCUACAAAUGAGGAUUGAGGCUCAAGGAAAAUACAUGCAAACUAUGUUAGAGAAAGCACUUCAAACUCUCGCCGUGGAGAGCACCGGAUCGGGAGACUAUAAAGAAAUUGGAAAUCAAGGAGUCAUCGACAUGUCGUCCAUGAAAGAAAUCGGUUCGAAUUAUUCUGCGAGCUUCCCGAAUUCUCUCUACGAUCUACACUCGCAUGGUGCAAACUAUGGGCUAGACAUGCAAUACCACACAGAUCGCCCCCUUGUCGACCAAUUCUUUUCAACCGUCGACGAGAGGAUUUGUCUAGGCAAGAAAAGGCCUGUUAAUCCUCACUGUCGUUACAGGCAAAACCCGAUGGUCGGGGCUUGGGCCGACAAUCUCGGACUUCAAGAGUUAGGAUCCUUUGCAGCAUGCAUGGCUGGCUCACAAGAAGAAGCUAGUAAGAAUAUUGAUAAUCAUCUUCAAGUUGCACCAUCAACUGUUAUCGAUGUUCGCAUUGGAAUGGACUCAACAAGGGGCGCGUAUGAGGCGAAGCCUAUCCUUUCAAGUGACGGCGACGUCGGUGGCGAAAAGAAGUUCGAGUAUCCAACGAAGCUCGAGAGACCAUCUCCAAGAAGAGCUUCUCUUCUCAUUGAAAGACUUAAUCAGAUGAUUAGAGGGUCGUAAUUAUUUAAUUAAGGGUGAGGUUUGUUUAAAGCAAAAAGAAGCAAUAACUAAGUCGUGGAUUUCGUUACUAAAUAAUUAGAUGAGUGGAAGUAAUUAGGAAGUUACAAAUUAAUUUAGUAAUGAUACACAUGCUAGUAUUUGGAUCUCAUGGUUAGAUGUUUGAUGCUACCAGGGUUAAUUAGCAUGCAUGAAUCUGAUCAAGUCCAAUAAUGCAGUAUUGGAAUUUUGUAAUAUUAAUACUCAUGUGUUGAUCAUCCUUUUCCUAAUGAUGGAUGAGUUCCUGUGAGUUAUAUAA